UCCCUCUUUCUCCUGGCCAUUUUGCGUGCAUUUCCCCCAAGCCCAGAACAGAAAAAAACAGCAAAGCAAAACCAGAAAAGGAAAAAAAUAAAAAUUAAAAACACAAAAAACCCAGUUUUCUCAAACCCUAUUGUUCAUCAUCAUAACAAAGAGAAAACUCAAAAUACAAUAGUUUUUGCUGCAAAAACCCAUUCUUUCCUAAUUGUUUUUCAUGUUAUAUUGGUUGAGAUCUUAUCCCUCAUAAAAAGGGCUUUCAAAUCGGAUCAGUGACUGGGGGAAAGCGCCAAGUAAUUUUCGGGUUUGAUCAGCAUAUUGGAACUUUCUCAGUGUUGAAUUCAGCUUUUUGUUGAGUAAUUUACAGCUCCAGAUCGGAGGGAAAAUAUGGUCUUUGGUGGAUAUUUGAGGUUGGGAAUUGAAUGAUAGAGAUUAGGGUAUGGAAGAGGACUGUAUGUACUACUAGAGACCGGGAACUACUGAAGCAAAGGAAAAAGAAAAGGAGGUUUUCGAGCUUUUCAGGUGAAAAGGGGAUCGCGUUUUUCGUCAUUUUUUGUUUAGGCUUAAUAGUGUAGGGAAUGUUUAUGUUAUUUGCAUUUGGAAUUGAUAUGCAAGAGGUGAUGUUUGUAAAGUUUUGGUUUUGCAGACAAGAAAAAGGAUCAGAUUUCUUUGGAAAAGGAAAAUCAUUUGGUUUGACAUAGUUCUUGAAAGGCUUUUGUGGUGGUUUUUCGUGUUUUAACUCGGUCGUCUUAGAUUUAGAGUAUAUUGAAAGGAGUUUCAGAUUACUCUGUUGAUCACAUUGGGAUAUUUGAAGUGAAGAGCUAGUCUAAUUAAGUUGGUUUUGGCUGUUGGUUGGUUUUUGGACUGAUUUGAGUUAAAAGGAUUAAAUGGAGGUGCAUUGAAGCUGGAAAGUAAUGUGGGGUCAUGGUGAAUGGACAGAAGUCUAGUUGCUUGUUACUGGAACACUGCUGUGAGAAAGUAACUGAAGGACACUGUUUCCGAAACAGCGCCUUUUUAACUCAGAGUAGAAUUCUGUGCCAUGUCGCGUUGCUUUCCAUUUCCACCACCAGGAUAUGAUAAGAAGCCUAGACCAGAGGACAGGGACUUAUUAAAAGAGGAGAAACGGAAAGAGAAAAAACAUAAAAAGGAAAAGGACAAAGAUAAGAAAGAAGGUAAAGAAAAAAGGGAUAAAGACAGAAGUGAUGGGAAACACAGAGAAAAGGACAAAAAGGAUAAACACCGGGACAAGAAGGAAAAACACAAGGACAAAAAGAAGGACAAGGAUAAGGAUAAAGAGAGAAGCGACAUCUCUGAAGAGGCAAAAGUUGCUGUUCCACCUGGGGCUUCUAGCGGACAGAAGCUUCCUAGUGGAGACGAACAUUUCAAAAAUGAAAGCAUCAACUCACAGGAAGCGAAAUUCCAUGAUCAGUCUCAUGGCCAGCUUGCUGAAAAGCUCUUUAAAUCCAGCCUCCCCAUUGUUGAGACAGAGGAGUCAAAAUAUGUGCAGGAUUUGGCUAGGAGGCUUAGAGAUGACCAGAAUGGCGCAGUCAGUCAGUUGGCUGAGAGAUUUCCAGUUGAGUCGAAAAGGGAUGCGAAGUCAAACAGUAUGUAUAUCAAGGAUUCGGGUAAUUUGGCUAGAGAAAAGGAAAAGAACAAGGAGAGAAGUGAUUUUAGCAACAAGAUGGAUGGACAUCAAGUCAGAGUUGAACCGAGAAUUGGUGCUAAUGCAAAACUUCCGAGCUUUUCAGAGAUGGAAAAUAGAAACUUUCAUGGAUUGCUACCACCAUUGGAAGAGAAUGUUGAGAACAGGAGACAGGACAAAGAGAAAUCCAAAGGAAGACGAGAUGACAAACCAAGAGACAAGAAGAAGAAAAAAGAAAAGGAUGCGAAAAGUCAUGGAAAGGAUAAAGAAAAGAAAAAGGAAGAGAAGGGGAAGGACAAAAGUGCACACAAGAAAAGUGAAAAGGAUAAAUCAAAGGACAUCAAUCAAAGCACUUCUCUCAGUGUUAGUAACACCAACCACCAAGUUCCAGUUGUACUCAAGGAUACCAUUGCUGGAGUCACAGAGGGAAAUCACAGAAAAAGAAAGGAUAUUGAAACAAACGGUUUCUUGCAUGAGAAUGAAGUCAGGCCUGCUAAAUUGCUGCGGCCCUCAUCCUCUCAUCAGCCCACACUGAAUGGAAAGAGAUUAGAGAAUCACCAAAAAGCAGUCAUGUUAUCUUCCAACAAACAAGGUGUUGUCACCAAUAUUCAGGUGAUAAACAAGGAGCAGAGUCUCAAUGGUACAAGUAAGUUGUCCAACAAGCACGGAGUUGGCACUGAUAUUGAGAUGGGAAACAUGGAAACUCACAAAAAAACAGACAUGUUAUCUUCCCACAGAGAAGGUGUUGCCACCGUCACUCAGGUGAUAAACAAGGAGAAGAGUCUCAAUGGUACAUUUAAGUUAUCCAACAAGAACGGAGUUGCCACUGAUAUUGAGAUGGCAAACAUGGAGACUCACCAAAAAACAGACAUGUUAUCUUCCCACAAACAAGGUGUUACUACCGAUAUUCAGGUGAUAAACAAGGAGCAGAGUCUCAAUGGUACAAUUAAGUUUUCCAACAAGCACAGAGUUGCCACUGAUAUUGAGAUGGGAAACAAGGAGCGUGGGGUUAAUGGUACAAUUAAGUUACCCAACAAGCACGGAGUUGCCACUGAUAUCGAGGUUGGAAACAGGGAGCGCAGGGUCAAUGGUACAAUUAAAGGUCAGCCAUUAACUAUGUCUAAACGAAAGACAUUGGCUCAAUCUAAACCAAAGGCUUCUUCCAUGUCUCCUGGUGCUGAUCAUAUUGCUCAAGCGUCUAAAAGACCUCCUCAUCCCGAUUCCAAGUAUCUGAACCAGAUACUCUCAGUUCCCAAGAUGGACGAGUGGUCUGGAUUUUAUGACCAGGAAUGGUUGCUUGGAAGCAAGAGUACUCUGGUUAGGAAACCCGACGUGUGUCUUGAUGAAGUUAAGGACCAUCAGGUAUGGUCAGAAGCUUUGCAAAUAGACUCUGCUGAUGUUUUUGCUCUCCCAUACGUAAUACCUUAUUGACUGCUGUUGACAUGAUGAGUUUCCAAGGACCAAGCUAAGCUAUUUGGCUCGGAGAUGCCCAUGCUGGGCUCUCGAUUGGAUUCUUUCUCACUUCCUACUCUGAUGGCUGCUUCUAGUUCUGAUAUUGACUCAAGAGUUAGGUACAUCAAUCACCAUUGCUGUUCUUUUUCGCCGGCUUGACACAGAAGCCAUUUGUUGCCAUGUACUUGAACAUUUAACUGUUACAGCCCCAGAUGAAACUAACCUUUGUGUGUAGGAAGUUGCAUGCAUAAAAGCUUAGAUGCCAUUCUAAUUGUGAGUGUAAACAAACUAGUACUUGUGGUCUUUACAACUCCACACAAAUUUUGAUUUUGUAAUAUAGAACUCUGCUACAUUGUAAGAUAAGAGGGGGGCAAAAGGAAGAAAAAAAGAAGAAGUAGCAGCUGAAUUCAUUUUAAUUUAU
Solanum verrucosum is the source of this 3509-nucleotide messenger RNA. RefSeq lists its product as uncharacterized. The transcript has 4 exons. Bases 1034 to 3067 code for a protein of 677 amino acids. The record is from RefSeq and is a predicted model, not a curated record. NCBI's taxonomy places the organism in Eukaryota, Viridiplantae, Streptophyta, Magnoliopsida, Solanales, Solanaceae.